UCAACAGACAACACCAAUCAACUUGCACUUAUUACGCCAGUCGUAUGUCAUCCGCUGCACGAAAAAGGUGUUAGAGGUAUUUUGACAACUUUUACGCGAUGCGCCAUCGAGCGAGAUAGUGACAAUAUAGUGUAAAGUGAAUUAUAAUUUAUAAAAAUGCUCGCGGACGGUGAAAUUGUUGGUGACGGAUCAUGGAACCUCACGAUCUAUGUUACGGACUUGAACGAGAAGCGUACGAUGGUCGUGAAGGGAGAUAUGCAUAUCGGAGGGGUUAUGCUCAAGUUGACGGAGAGCUUCGGUAAAGAUUUCAAAAAGGAUUGGUCAGAUCACGCACUUUGGUGGCCCACACGCAACAAAUGGCUAUCCAGACCGAAACACACGCUGGACCAGUACGGAGUCCACGCAGAUGCUGCACUCCACUUCACUCCGAUGCACAAGCCUCUGAGAAUACAGCUCCCGGACUUGAGAUAUAUCGAUUGUAAAAUUGACUUUUCUAUCGAUACGUUUAGUGCUGUAAUGCAACUUUGCAAAAGUCUUGGUAUACGGCAUCCAGAAGAAUUAUCAUUGUGCUAUCCUUUGGAACCGUCGCAUUUAAAGCAGAAUUACCAGAAUUUGAAAGAGGCUAAAAAGAUAAAAUCGGUACAAGCUCCAGACACAAAUACGUUCAUUGCAGCCACAAGAGGAUCUUCAAAUAGUUUGGAUAGAUCUCUAGCGUGUCCUGCUACACCACCGCCUCCUAGAUCUUUAUCUGCUACGCCCGUAGCAUCACAACAGAAUGGAACACUACGUCGCUAUGGUGGCCACAUCUAUAGUACACAGAGCGAUGGCUCCAGCGAUGGAGGUUAUUGCGGAACCCCACCACGAGCGGCAUCUCUCGACGCUUUAGAUUCACUUGCGGAGUUGUCUUUGGCCGAUUCUCCCCUUGAACCAGAUAGCCAAUCGAGGGAGUCACUUCUUACACCAAAAUCCUUGAUGGAACGCGCUAGAAUGAACGUUGGCUGGUUAGAUUCGUCGUUGUCUAUCAUGGAGCAAUAUGUUCGGGAAUGGGACACUCUACAACUUCGUUUCAAGUUCUAUUCGUUCUUCGAUCUUACCCCGAGGGCUCAGGAUGCAUCGAGACUGAACCAACUUUACCAGCAGGCUCGUUGGCAAAUUCUCAAUCAGGAAGUCCAUUGCACAGAGGAAGAGAUGUUACUGUUCGCUGCACUUCAGCUCCAAAUUGAAUUACAAACGUUAGCUGGUGGUGGCGUGGAUGCGAAUGAUGGAUCCCAAGGCACUGGAGCAGCAGCGGCUCCGGAAGACGAAAUUGAUGCUGCGUUAAGUGAACUGCAAGUGCAGUUGGAAGGAGGUCCACCAGCUCGACCUGACAUCACACAUGUGCCCGAACUUGCUGGAUACUUGAAGUACCGAGGACGUCAGCGUUUCACACUGCGGGCGUACAAGCGCGGCUGGGUGUCGUGUCGCGACGGCGUGCUGCGCAUACACGCCUCGCGCGACGCCGCCGCGCGCGGGGACACGCCCUCCUACGCCGUCGAGCUCAGGGGCGCCGAGGUAACACCGGACGCACAUCCAGCUUCUGGUCGAUAUGGCAUCAAAUUGGAAGUACCCGCCGAAGACACGAUGCAUGAAAUGUGGCUGAAAUGUGAGAAUGAGGACCAAUAUGCCGAAUGGGUGGCGGCUUGUCGUCUGGGCUCCCGCGGUCGGUCGCUCGCCGACUCGGCCUUCACCACUGAAGCGGCUGCGGUUAAGACCCUGCUCGCUCUACAGCGGCCCCAGCCGGCAGCCGCGCUGAACCAGCACAGCUUGCCGCAUCUCGAUCACCUGCAGCCAGAGAACUACUUGGCACCGCGUUUCCUUAAGAAGUUAAAGAGCAAGUUUACUCAACGCGUUUUGGAGAGCCAUGCCAAUGUAAAGGAUCUACCGCUGUUGGAAGCGAAACUGCAAUACAUCAAGACUUGGCAGAAUCUUCCCGACUACGGUCAAACGUUAUUUGUCGUACGUUUCAUGGGACACCGCAAGGACGAAAUCAUCAGCAUCGCUAACAACCGCAUCAUGAGACUUGACCCUAACACCGGCGAUCAUAUUAAAACAUGGCGUUUCAGUACCAUGAAGGCUUGGAACGUGAACUGGGAAAUAAAACACAUGAUGGUACAAUUCGAGGAAGGCAACAUUAUCUUCUCGGUUCAAUCAGCUGAUUGCAAAGUCGUCCAUGAAUUUAUCGGAGGAUACAUAUUCCUCUCGAUGCGUUCAAAGGAUGCAAACCAAACGCUCGACGAAGAACUAUUCCACAAAUUGACCGGUGGUUGGACGUAAGAUUUUAUUAAAUAUGAUAAAUAUUAAUUUAUUAACAGGUAACAUUAUCUGUAAAGAUUAUAUUUUUCGGGAACUACAGCCUUGUAUGCGUGCCUUGAAUGUCUUGACAUCCAUAUUUCUGUAGCCUGGUGCGAGAAGGGCCAAUGUCAAUAAGCCUUCUGAUAAUCAGAAUAAAAAUGAACAGGUAUUGAUUGUUUUAUGUAACAUGUCACUUUUUGAGUAGCGUUA
Molecule: messenger RNA, 2541 nt
Organism: Vanessa tameamea
Lineage: Eukaryota; Metazoa; Arthropoda; Insecta; Lepidoptera; Nymphalidae
Product: unc-112-related protein
Exons: 11
Coding region: 157-2313 (718 amino acids)
Biological process (GO): cell-matrix adhesion; integrin-mediated signaling pathway
Cellular component (GO): cell-substrate junction
Molecular function (GO): integrin binding
Source: RefSeq, a predicted model, not a curated record